This is a messenger RNA of Hippocampus comes (tiger tail seahorse), 1488 nucleotides long. Its product is annotated as DC-STAMP domain-containing protein 1. The transcript is spliced from 11 exons. The coding region runs from base 47 to 1471 and encodes 474 amino acids. Lineage: Eukaryota; Metazoa; Chordata; Actinopteri; Syngnathiformes; Syngnathidae. Gene Ontology annotation, cellular component: membrane. The record is from RefSeq and is a predicted model, not a curated record.
UUGUGAACAACAAGCACCAACGGCACAAGCUGAUCGUGACGUUAUCAUGACUCGUGACGAGCAACCUCGCAGUACUGUAGAGCAUCUGAUCAAGCACUUCCUCCCACGUGUCUGCCAUCGCUUCCUUCUCAACCAAUCGGAAGAGCUGCGGCUUGCUGACGUCAUCCUACGCGCCCUGUUCGGCGCGCUGAGUGGUGCAGCCAUGUUUGCCGCCAUUGCACUGGGCCUGCCCCUGACCUUUGACCUCAAGCUGGCCACAGGAUGCCUCUUUACUGGGGCGUGUGUGGUGGGCGGGGCCACAUCAUCGGCCUUCAGAUGCGCCGUCCUGCUGAUGUUUCCCAGCAUGCUCGGCUCCCGUGGACGCACCUUCCUCUUGCUGCUCGUUGUCUCUGCGCUCUAUUCAGGUCCGGUGUCCAACAUCCAGCACAACGUCGAGACGGCCGCGGAGUCUCUGAGUUGCAAUCUGGACCUUCAAGUGCGCAACGCCAAGUUGUUGUGGAGAGACGCUGUCAAGCCCUUCCUCAAGGUGGCGAAAGAAGUCGUGCAGGGAGAAGCGGAAUUCGAGUCAGAAGCUCGCGGCGCCCAUGGCGCCUUCGCCGACGUCCGGCAGGAAGUUCUCGGUCGGGACGCGAACGGCCGGCUGCUGAAUGAGCGUUCCCAAAACGCCGACCGGAACAGCACGCAGGAACGUUUCGCCCUCAGCACCUUAAUGCAGUGCGACGGUAUGGUCAAGGGGGGCAUCGCGGCGUGCACCAAAUGGUUCUCCGACAAGUGGGCGGAGUGUGCCAAGGCCAUCCAGGUGCCCGUCAUCAAGCACAUCCUGUGCGUGCCCAUGAAGUUCCACUUCCUGUGUAACAUCAUGAGAGGUCAGCGGACACCAGAUCACUCGUACCACAUCAUCGACACAUGCUGUGUGUGUGUGUGUGUGUGUGCGUCCAUUCAGGGGAAACGGCAUUUAUUACCUCUCACGCCAUCUGAGAGACGAAAGUUUGUGGACCCCUGGAGCCCCAAAAUUCACCCUGAAGAAAUCAAAGAAGUGCUGUCAAGUGUCAUUCAGGUUUUGUCGGUGCUCCUUCUGGCAUUGGUCCUGCUGACGGUGGACGUGUCAGUCUUUCGUGUACUGGACGUGGUGAGCAAGCACACGCAUACCACCUUCAACGUCACGAGCAGCCAGCAGGUGGACAUAAAAGUCGGCGGAACCUCAAUGAUGGCGCGCCUCUUGCGGAGGACGUUUUCCGCCUUCAACACAUCGUCGAGGGUUCGCAUCGUAUCCGACAACCAGCGCUGCGUGACUACGCCCUCCUCCCUGGCCGCCUCUGCGUACAUCAGCGUUGCCUGCUGCCUCCUGCUGGCAGCGCUCUUCAGCUGCCUUCAGGUUUACGCUAACCGCCUGCGGAGGGUCAUCGCCGCCUUCUACCACCCCCGGGUAACGCCCCCUUAUCAUCCCUACAUCCAUCCAUCCAUUAUCUGAUCCGCUUCUCCUCACGA